UGGACACUGGGCUGGAUUCUAGUAUUUUUGGAAAUAAUUACCCUCCAUUGCCAAGAAUCAUAGGCACUUCCUUUUUCCUUGUUACAAGAGAGUCCCAUAUGGAGAUGGGGAUUGUUGACACCAUGAGUCUCUGGGACACUCGGUCUAGGGAGCUGGACAGGUACAUUGAGAACCAUCUCUUGCCUGAUACCACUUUUCGGACAGAGCUCCGAAGUGCAGUCGACACUAUCUCCUCCUUCCUAAAGAACAACUGUUUCCGAGGUACAUGGAAGUCAGUUCAGGUGACCAAGGCUGUGAAGGGAGGUUCGUCUGGUAAAGGCACAGCCCUGAGAGGCCGCUCCGAUGCAGACCUGGUUGUAUUUCUCAGCGAUCUCAAAAGCUAUCGGGACCAGAUAGACCGACGAGGAGAAUUCAUUGAGGAAAUCAAAAAGCGGUUGAAAGAAUGUGAGCGUGACCAACACAGAAUGUUUCAAGUAAAAUUUGAGGUUAACGAGGUCAACAAAUGGACUAACCCUCGAGUGCUCAGCUUCAGGAUGACGUCGAAAAAGAUCAGUCAGUGGGUGGAAUUCGAUGUGCUUCCAGCCUUCGAUGUUUUAGGCCAGGUGACCAAAGACUUCAGACCCAACCCCCAGGUCUACAUCCAACUUAUAAAUGAAUGCUGGGAUGGGGGAGAAUUCUCCACCUGCUUCACAGAGCUCCAGAAGCGCUUCCUCAAACAGCGCUGCACCAAGCUGAAAAGUCUGAUCAGACUGGUGAAACACUGGUACAAAAUGUGCAAGGAGCAAAUGGACAAACUCCCCCCUCAGUAUGCCCUAGAGCUCCUGACUGUCUAUGCCUGGGAGCAUGGGAGCAAGAAAACUGAUUUCAACACAGCUCAGGGCUUCCGGACAGUUCUGUAUUUGAUCGAGCACUACCGAGAGCUCAUGGUCUACUGGACCGUCAACUAUGACUUUCAGGAUGUGAUCAUUGGAAAUUACCUGCAAUCACAGCUGAAAAAACCCAGGCCAGUCAUCCUGGACCCAGCUGACCCAACUGGUGAUGUAGGGGGUGGAAGUCGAUGGCGCUGGGACAAGCUGGCACAAGAAGCUCAUCUAUGGUCAUCUGCCCCAUGCUUUCAAAAUUGGGAUGGGACCUGGGUGCAGCCGUGGCAUGUGCCGGUGGAGCAGACCUUGAAAGGAAGCAAGGGCUUUUCCCCAUCAGAAGAGGCCUUCUCCACUGGAUAUCCAGCGCUACUGGAAAGGUGCGAUUGUUAUCGCCAAAGAGACCCUCCUGCCCAAGAGGAGUCUAACUGCACAAUUCUCGGGACAAUUUCCUCUUGGAGCCAGCUCAGAACCCUACCUGCUGUAUCUGGAGCCAUGGGUCUGUACCAGACUCCGGGCAGGGCACUGGACAAGUUUGUCCAGGAUUAUCUCAUGCCACAGAAAGGCUUCCUGGAUCAGGUGAGCCAAGCAGUGAACACCAUUUGCAAGGUGCUACGGGAGAAGUGUUUUCAGAACUCCGCCUCCAGGAUCCGGGUGAUGAAAGUCAUUAAGGGUGGCUCCUACGGCCGGGGCACGGCCUUGAGAGGCGGCUCUGACGCUGACCUCAUCGUCUUCCUCAGCUGCUUCAAGGCCUAUGCUGACCAAGGGGCCUGGCAGCCAGAUGGCUUUGCUGAGAUCCGGGCCCAGCUGGAAGCCUGCUGGCAGAAACACCCACAGGCCUUGAUCCUCCAGUUCUGUGCCCAGGGGGAUCCUCGAGCUUUGAGAUUCCGGCUGGGGUCAGCCACACUCCACAGCUGGAUGGAAGUUUCCCUGAGGCCUGCUUUUGAUGCUCUGGGGCCUCUCAACCCUGGCUCCAAACCUAGACCGCAGGUCUACGUAGAUCUCCUAAGCAAUGGCUCUCCAGCAGGCGUCUACUCUGAAUGUUUUACUGAGCUCCAGAGGGAUUUUGUCAACAGCCGCCCCUCUAAGCUAAAGAAUCUCAUUCUUCUAAUGAAACACUGGCACCAGCAGGUUACUUCACAGUAUGAAGCAGGCCAACAAGAUGAUAAGCAUUUGCCUUCAGUCUAUGCCCUGGAACUCCUGACCAUCUAUGCCUGGGAGCAAGCAGGCAGGAAGGACAAAUUCCACAUGGCUGAAGGCUUCCUGACAGUCCUGGGCCUAAUCCGGGCCUACCAGCAACUCUGCAUCUACUGGACCGUCAACUAUGACUUUGAGGAUAAAGCCAUCAGGAGCUGCCUACAAAAGCAUCUGGGGAAGCCUAGGCCCCUGAUCCUGGACCCAGCAGACCCAACCUGGAAUGUGGGCCAGGGGAGCUGGGAGAGGCUGGUCCAGGAAGCUGAAACCUGUGGUUGUCAGCCCUGCUUUGUGAAUGGGGAUGGGUCUCCAGUGCAACCAUGGGAUGUGAUGCCAGCUCUGCUUCAACAAACUCCAUCCUGGGACCUGGACAAUUUCAUCAGUAAAUUCCUCCAGCCCAACCGAGAAUUCCUGGGUCAGGUGAGCAGAGCUGUGGACAUCAUCUGCUCAUUUCUGAAAGAAAACUGCUUCCGGAAUUCAUCCACUAAGGUGCUCAAAGUAGUCAAGGGAGGCUCCUCGGGCAAGGGCACCGCCCUGAGGGGCCGCUCCGACGCCGACCUCGUGGUGUUCCUCAGCUGUUUCCGUGGAUUCACCGACCAAGGGGCUAACCGCGCGGAAAUUAUCGCAGAAAUCCGAGCACAGCUGGAAGCCUGCCGGCGGGAGAAGCAAUUUGACGUCAAAUUUGAGAUCUCCAAGUGGGAGAAUCCCCGGGUGCUCAGCUUCACGCUGACGUCCAAGACCCUGGACCACAGCGUGGACUUCGAUGUGCUUCCUGCCUUCAAUGCUUUGGGUCAGUUGAGCUCAGGCACAAAACCUGAUACCCAGGUCUACAUUGAUCUCAUCGACAGCUACAAUAAUGGAGGUGAAUUCUCCUCCUGCUUCACAGAACUGCAGCGAGAUUUUGUUAUCUCUCGCCCCACCAAGCUGAAGAGUCUGAUCCGCCUGGUAAAGCACUGGUACAAACAGUGUAUGAGAGCUCCCAAAGGGAGAGGAGCGCUUCCCCCACAGUAUGCACUUGAGCUCUUGACCAUCUAUGCCUGGGAACAGGGGAAUGGGACAUCUCAGUUCAACAUGGCUGAAGGCUUCAGGACAGUCCUGGAAUUGGUCCAGAAUUACAAGAACCUCUGUAUCUACUGGAAGGUCAACUAUGAUCCUGAUAAUGAGAUCAUCAAAAAUUUCCUGACUCAGCAACUCCGGAAACCCAGGCCAAUCAUCCUGGAUCCUGCUGACCCAACUGGGAAUCUGGGCCAUGGCACCCGCUGGGACCUAUUGGCAAAGGAAGCUGCCUCCUAUGCAAAUUCUGUAUGCUGUGCAAACAAGUCUGGGGACUUUGUCCAACCCUGGGCAUUGAAGGUCUCUUCAUGAACCUGGAAUAUCCUGCCUCUGAACCCCAAGUUCUUCAUCAUGUGGACAGCCUGCAGAGCUGAGAUGCAAGAUCUUCUGCUAGAUGUGUGCAUAUAAAAACCCAGCCCUAGCCACCUCUCCAUUUCCCCCAGGGACUGUCUUAACUGGCUUAUUCUCCCUUUGAGCACUGUUGCCGACCCUUUUCCCAUUUCUCACCCUUUAAGGAUGGUCCUUACCAGUGCUUCGGUCAUCUGUCCUCUAUUUUCUUGUCCACGUUGUCUUCUUCAGACAGUUCAUUCCUUCCCAUGAAGUCAGUUAUCACCUCUGCAGAUGCCACGAGACCACCCAACUCCAGCCCUGAUCUCUGUCCUGAACUUCACCAGGGUGACCCAGCAGUACCUCGAACUCAGCAUACUCAAAGCUGAAUCACAAAUGCCAGACUUGUAGGCACGCAGACCUGGGUUCAAUUCCUUCCUCUGACAUUUUCACUAGCUGCCCAGUUGUGGACAAGUCAUUUCAUUUCUGAGAGAUUCCGUUUCCCUCUCUGUAAAAUGGGGACAAAAUAAUACUUGUAGUACCAUCUUGAGCCGCUAGGUGGCAGAGUGGAUAUAGCGCAUUUCAGGUCUGUAGUCGGAAAGACUUAAGUUCAAAUCCUGCCUCAGGUACUAGCUGUGUGACCCUGGACAAGUCAUUUCACCCUGUUUGCCUCAA
Molecule: messenger RNA, 4109 nt
Organism: Phascolarctos cinereus (koala)
Lineage: Eukaryota; Metazoa; Chordata; Mammalia; Diprotodontia; Phascolarctidae
Gene: OAS3
Product: 2'-5'-oligoadenylate synthetase 3
Biological process (GO): regulation of ribonuclease activity; negative regulation of viral genome replication; defense response to virus
Cellular component (GO): nucleoplasm; cytosol; membrane
Molecular function (GO): 2'-5'-oligoadenylate synthetase activity; double-stranded RNA binding
Source: RefSeq, a predicted model, not a curated record